Messenger RNA from Exophiala dermatitidis NIH/UT8656, 1356 nucleotides. RefSeq lists its product as uncharacterized. The record is from RefSeq and is a predicted model, not a curated record. NCBI's taxonomy places the organism in Eukaryota, Fungi, Ascomycota, Eurotiomycetes, Chaetothyriales, Herpotrichiellaceae. The coding region runs from base 918 to 1295 and encodes 125 amino acids. The transcript has a single exon.
GUAUUCCUUACCCUACUUCCAACGGCAUUCCAACCAUUGAUCGAUUCCGUUAUUGUUGCGCUUUAUAAGGAACAUUAAUCGGGUCUUGGAGAAGUCUUCCCCCAUGUCAAAAUCAACGGACUCUCCAGGCUCAAUUUUAUCGACCUCAACAACUGGAUUAGCUGUCGAUCUCUGCGGUCUUGAACACUGCAAAACAUUAACUUGUGCGCUUCUUGGGCACUCAAUCUCAAGGAAGAGACUCGUUUCAUGAAAGUCGAAUGUUCGACUCAUGCCGUUCAAACAUGGCAUGCGGAAUUGAUCAGUCGUUUGUUCUUCCCGCGUGCCAUGCUUGGACGGCAUGUCAGAGGUUCGACUUUCAUGAUCUCCAAUGAUAUGUGCGGAAUGAUAAUUCUGCUCAUAAACGAGAUCCGUGGAUAGUCGAACCUGCGCCUGUCUCUGUCCAGGUGAGCUCGUUCUGAAGAGUUGUCAGUCUUUGAGGCGCUCCUCACGAAAAAUCAUGUGUGCUUUGUACAUACUCUUCUUCUCCCUGUUCAUCCUGGCACUGCGAGCAAUUCUCUUCCUUCGAGGAAGACAUCUGCGGUGCAAGGCUUGUUGAGUCCAACGGUAGUGACAGAGGCGAUCGUCCGAUCUCUUGUGAAGCUGUCGCGGGUGCGUUGUCUUGAGACCGCGGAACCUUCAAAGUAUCGUUCUUGCUUAUCUCGAUGUGCAACAAGGGAGGUACUGGCGAGGUGAUCGCCGCUGUAGACAGAUUUCUGCAUUCUCUUGGAGCCGGCAAAGUGGCGCCGAGGUUCCACGUUGGCUGCACAUCUAUGUCAGUUCCGGUGUUGCCGCGAGUCUGGGUAGUGCUGGCUACCACAACCGGUACACGAUCCAGCGUUGGACAUUGAGCUGGUUGCAUUGCUAAUCUAUCUCCCGCGAUGUUUGUCGAAGGAGGGGUUUCCAGAUUGUUCCGAUACCGUUCGCUGGAAUCAUGUCUUCUGCUCUGGUUUCUUGGCUGGGACAGCAGUCUAGAUUCAUUGAUAGCGGAAACCUCAGUUGUAGCUUUGGUGGUUGCUCCUCUUAAACUUGGCCACUGGAGGGAUAUACGAGAAAGAUUGGCUGUGGAUUCAUUAUUUGUCCUAUAUUUCCACUGUGACUUGGACGCCCUGCGAAUCGAAUCUACCUUGUUUUCGAGGAUAUGGGCCAGUUGUCUCAACGCACUGCUGAAUUCGCUUGCUCGUUCAUGCGUCGCAAAGUUAAUGGUGAGGGGCACUGUCCACAACGAGUACAGCCCCUGGUGGCAUCCUUUGACCUGAAAUUGUCCGUGGUUGGUGAUAAAGUUAUAACACAGGUAACAUGCCAGUUUAUUGCAACCGA